Molecule: messenger RNA, 3657 nt
Organism: Sitophilus oryzae (rice weevil)
Lineage: Eukaryota; Metazoa; Arthropoda; Insecta; Coleoptera; Curculionidae
Exons: 8
Coding region: 1-3516 (1171 amino acids)
Source: RefSeq, a predicted model, not a curated record
AUGCCGCAAAAAUUCGAUAAAGAUAUUGAAAAUAGAAACACCAUAGAAGAAAGCGAACUAACGAACAGUUUUACGGAAAAACCGAAAAACCGAAAUAGCUAUCACCAGAACGUGGAGGAAGCCCUCAGUUCUCUUCUAUGGCAACCGUACGAAUACCAAAACAACAAUAAUACGCCGUACGACUUUUGUGGAAAUGGCAAUUACGAAGAAUCCUAUUCAUCAUGUUCUUAUACGCCCUCUUCGUCUCCACUCAGCCUCGACCUUGACGACAACGCCGAUUCAACCGCCGCCACCAGCCCGUCCAGCACAAAGAGACCCGCACCAUCUCCGACGUUGCCGCGAUGCACCGCGGUACCACCGCGAGACCUACAUUCAGAUGUUAUUAACCUGGAGCGGACACCGUACUUGCACCAAUGGGACGUCGAGGAGCGGUCACGUGGCCGCUCGCUGCGGCGAUCGAGCAGCGCGGCAGUUCCGCUCGCCAGUUCGCACUCAGACGCAAUCGCGCGCGCUUCGACCGUCGCGACGCCCCCGACGUCAUGCAGUGAUGCCUGUACCAGCGCGAUUUCAGGUAGUUUCAAUAUGCAAAACGGCGCGAGUACCCAAACCGGUGUCACAGACGGAGGGUCGCAACAGGCCCAGGCGCUCAAACCCCCAACGGACAAUUCUUUGAAUGCGGUCAAUAUCGUCGGUCUGCCGAGGUUUCAAAACGGCCACAUUGCGGCAAGUAGGUCGCAAAACUCCGCCGCCGGCUAUCCGCAACACUUCAGAAACGUGUCCGAGCCCGCGACGCAGUUCUUUAGGUAUCCCUCGGGUGGUACCGUACCGACAGUUCAUCAAAAAACACAAGGAAACUCCGUCGGAUCCGGUAAUCCUACGGACCAACACAACCUGCAACUAAUUAACCAUUUCCGGAGUAGUAGUGUGCCUAAAUCCAUCGCUUUAGCUUCUAAAUAUGAUGUGACAACCAGUUCGGGUCCACAGAACAAUUUACGUACGAGUAAUAGUUCGACAUUACUCCAAACUCCAUCGGUAGUGAAUAACAAUGGUGUUCAAGCUAAUGCCACAAGAUUAUUGCAUACUAGAUCGCUAGUGUCACCUCAAAGUUCAGCGCAGGAGGAUGGUGGCAUUCAAAAUGUUAAACCUUCGCCAACAAAAUCUCUUCCAUCUUCAAUACUGCCUGCUGCACCGAACAAUGCCAACAUUAGCAACAUAAAUGUGAAUUUCUAUCGAGCAGUUCCUGUCAACGUAGUCGGUUCGGUACCAACGAUUCAUUGUAUGAAUACCUUAUCUAACAAUGAAGGAAAUAGCGUUUCAAACGUACAGGUACUGCCUCUGGGCAAUAACAACCAACAGCUAGCGUUACCCAAUGCUGCACAUUCUAGUUUUGUUAAUAGCGCACAGCCACAUGGAUUAUCAAAUAGGACUGGUAUUCAUAGCACCCAAGUGACGGUUCGGAACACAAAUGCCAUUCAAAUCGGUCACGCCGCUGUUGACAGUAAGAUCCUCACGACCACGGUCGGUUAUCCCGAAUCGAGUUACAAAAAUACCGUUUCCGGUACUACUGUCGGAAAUGUUAUCAUUCACAACGGUACGGAGAGCGUGCGAAGUGCCUCCGGGCUUCAGGUUACUGGGAUCAGUGGUCAAGAAGUCAACCGAGCCGCGUUGCACAAUAAGGUCGUACCGACGACGACGACGAAUUUGUUUACAGGUGACGUAACGCAUACUGCGGGUGUCCCUGUCAGCAACAAUGUGGUUCAGAUACAGACCAACGCCGGCGUCAACGCGAUUCGUUCACCUGUCUUCAUUUCUGAAGUACCAUAUCAGCAAGGAGGUCGAAUAAUAACCACAACGGCACAGAUAAAUAGUAACGCGAUGGAAGGAAAUGUUUCGAAUGCUACGCAAGGAUUAAACAAUAGUUAUUCGGGGAAUGGUACGAAUAUAGUACGGACAAGGACUUUUACCAGUACCGAGGCACAAACGGACGAUAUCUUGCCUGUGACUCAAUGCACUUUAGCUCAAAACCAACCCGCUAGGGAGCAAAGAAGACGGGAACGAAGAGAGAGGAGACAGAAUCGUAGAGCAAACAGUCAACUGGUUUCUAGGAAUACCCACGAUAGCGGUAUCCAAACUGGAUCUACUAACAUCACCCCAUCCCACAACAACCAAUCGUCAUCCAACGAAAGUCGUCUUCCAGAUAUCCUGAAUAGCCAUCUCCCGCCGCCUUAUACGCCUUUGCCCAACGCACAAAACACCUCCCUUAUUCCGCCGGUACCGCCGCAGAUUCUACCGCCCCCGCCACCGCCGAUGGUGCCAGGGGCGGUGAUGCCAAAUCAUCACGCGUCCAUACUGCAAACGGUUGUUCCGAACGGGGUUCCCGCGAGUGCCUUUGUGUUUCCCGCGCCCCAGCAAAUGGCCCCCUUGAUGCAGGGGGCCGCUCCGGUACCUGUGGCAGUACCCGCCACCGCAGCGGGUGGAUUUAGAUUUGGAUUAGCUCCGAGCGCUUUUAGAAGAUCGAGAUUUUCCGAAGAUUCACCCAAAGGAUGUUGCGGGUUCCUGUCUUGGAAGCCGGGAUCCCUCAGAUGGUUUAUAGCUUUAAUAGCCUUGGUGGCUGUAUGUUGUGUCCUGGUAGGAACAGCCUUGGGUGCCAUGAGACCUGCGGGACGAGAUCACUUGACAGUUUCUCUACUAAUGAUCGGUGUUGGAAUUGUACUGAUUACAGUCAGUGGAGUAGCGUGGCGAUUGACAUCCCACGAUUCAUCAACCUGCAGGUCGAUGUUAGGAUUAGGAUCUACAGAAUCAGUUGACGUUUGUACUAGACGUUUCGUGCCCAGAUUGCCUCCCUCAUACGGGCGUCCACACCAUCCUUAUGCAGCGAUGAUGUAUCCCGAAUUUCAAUAUAGACCGCCUCCACCAAGCUAUCAAGCUUCAAUGCAAGAAUACAGACUAAGACUUCUUCUCUUGGACAGAGGGAAUACUCCUCAAAUUCAAGCUGGCAUUCAGAAUGCCGUAUCUCCUCCACCAACAUAUAGAAGUCAUGCCGGCAGUCUCCUCAGGGCACCGCUGUCUAGUAGAAGAGAUGCUACCCAAUCAGAAUACAGCUGUCCGCCAUCAUACCGGUCUAUGAACAGUUCAAACAGACCUGGUACUCUUCAAAAUGGUUCCAUACUGCAUUCGAGGGAUCCGUCUUUGACUUUGUCGGAUUCUAAUCACGAAUCGGUUGUUAACGUGGUAAAUAUUCUGGGCAGUACCGAGGAAGAUAUAGCCCUAGACAACAUCACCUUGGAUAGCUUAAAAAUGGAACCCGAAUCGACAGAUAUCAAUCCUUUGAAAAUGCUACUGAAGGGCAGCCAACAUGAACUGGAAGGAUCGAAGGAUGGCAACCUCGUCACCAUAGUUCAAACGAAUGACCAGAGUCCGGUGAUAGUGACUGUUAGCGGGUGUUCGCAAGACAAUAGUUCUAGUGUACAAAUUACAGAAAUACCAACCGAAAUGGAGAUACUGGCACAUUUAUAGUUGAGGGUUAUGAUAGAUUGGUGGACUAUUUAAUGAAUAUUAUUUUUUUUAUCGACAAAAUUUCAUAUCUUCACAUUUAUUUUUUUUAUCAAUACUAGUUCAGUCAUUGGGGAUUUUUGCUUGGAAAAAAGUCCGGAAUAG